Molecule: messenger RNA, 3405 nt
Organism: Fundulus heteroclitus (mummichog)
Lineage: Eukaryota; Metazoa; Chordata; Actinopteri; Cyprinodontiformes; Fundulidae
Gene: slc2a15a
Product: solute carrier family 2 member 15a
Exons: 12
Coding region: 321-2087 (588 amino acids)
Biological process (GO): monosaccharide transmembrane transport
Cellular component (GO): membrane
Molecular function (GO): hexose transmembrane transporter activity
Source: RefSeq, a predicted model, not a curated record
UUUUUUUGCUGCUCUCUUUAUUCUUCAAACUCCACUCUUUAGAGAGUUUCCCCCACACCUAUCUUUUUUGCUUGUUUUCUCUUUCCUUCUAAUCUGACCUCUCUUUGAUUUCACUUUUCUUUUUCUGAUCCAUGACUGUUUUCUCCUUGACUUGCUCAAACUUUUACUUCUAAUUUUCACUUCUUUUUCCUCUUCCUUCCUUCCUUCCUUCCUUCCUUUCUCUUUACCGUCUAUUCAUGCCUAACCUCUAAAAUGUUGUUAGAGCUAAUUGCUCUCAGCAGGCUUUUCUCUGUGGCCGUCACGAUGCUCUCCAUCAUGUGAUGACACUGCGGGAGCUUGUUAUUAGGGACCUGUGGACUUCUGCUCGACAUGCUGCACACAAUUCUUACAUCCUAAAUUUAAUAUUUGGGAACCAGUGGCUAUUACACGCUGGCUACUACAGUUAUGACAGAAACUGUUGUGUAGUCAGAAUCUGUUUCGAUCUUUUGCUGCUUUGGAUCAGAUACCAGAACUGCAUAAUGGCUGAAGAGAUUUUACUUCCAUCUUCAAGGAAAAUCACUUCGCACCUGACUGGCUCUCUGCUAGCUGUGGCCUUCUUGACCUCCUUUGGGAGCUCUAUGCUGUAUGGCUACAACCUGGCUGUGGUCAACUCCCCUGCUGCAUACAUAAAGAAUUUCUACAACAAAACCGUUCUGAGCAGAAAUGGAACAGGACUCAGUGAGGAGACCCUGACGCUGAUGUACUCUCUAACAGUGUCAGUGUUUGCUAUUGGAGGUCUACUAGGUUCCCUCAUUGUUGGUAUGCUGGUUAGUCGCUUUGGGAGGAAAGGUACAGUGGUCAACACCACAGUGCUGGUGUUUAUUGCUGGCUUGCUCAUGGGCUUCAGCAGAAUUUGUGGUUCACCUGAAAUGGUCAUCUUUGGCCGCUUCAUCACUGGAAUACAUUCAGGCAUCUCGCUCAGUGUAGUACCAAUGUAUCUUGGUGAGAUAGCACCGAAGAACCUGAGAGGAUUCUUGGGUCUUGUUCCAAGCAUCUUUAUAGGCACCGGGGUCUUUGCUGCCCAAAUCCUCGGCCUCCAUGAGCUUCUGGGAAAGGAGGAGUAUUGGCCCCUCUUUCUUUCAGUGGUGGUGGUACCAACGUUCAUCCAGCUGCUGCUGCUGCCAUGGUUCCCAGAGAGCCCAAGAUACUUGCUGAUCGAGAAAAAUAAUAUCCAUGCCACAAUCACAGCUCUGAAAUGGUACAGAGCCAAGUGUGACAUCCAAGCUGAAAUUGAGGAGAUGCAGGAUGAACAGCGCUCCCUGUCAUCCGUAGAAACGCUGUCCGUGUGGAACCUGUUGCUGGAUAAUUCAGUCCGCUGGCAGGUGCUGAGCGUGGUGGUCAUCAACAUUGGCAUGCAGCUGUCUGGGAUUGAUGCUAUCUGGUUUUAUACAAAUGAUAUCUUUGAGAACGCCGGCAUCCCAGCUCCAGAGAUCCAGUAUACUACAGCAGGAACAGGAAUUAUAGAGAUCAUCGCUGGACUCAUUGGGUGUUUCACUAUAGAGAAGCUGGGCAGGAGGCAUCUCAUGAUUGGGGGCUUCACCAUGAUGGGGAUCUGCAGCGCUGGAAUCACAUUAGCCCUCAUUUUACAGGCUAAGUUACUGGUCAUGCGCUACGUCAGUGUCUGCUGCGUGGUCGGCAUCAUCGCUGGGUUCUGCAUUGGUCCAGCUGGUGUUCCCUUCCUGAUAACAGCAGAACUGUUUAAACAGUCCCAUCGCCCUGCAGCCUACAUUAUAGGAGGCUCGUUAAACUGGCUCUCUAACUUCACUGUGGGCUUUGUCUUCCCCUUCCUCCAGAUGUCUGCUGGCUCAUACUGCUACUUGGUUUUUGCCACAGUUUGCUUUUCUGUCGCUGUCUAUGUUUAUAUUGUAAUCCCAGAGACUAAAAACAAGACAUUCAUGGAGAUCAGCAGGAUGUUUUCCAAGAAGGAAGCAAUCCUCGAGACCCAGGGUCUGACCCACGUCGACCAGCUAAAGCUGAAGAAGAUGAACGGCUAUGGUGGUUUGGAGCAUGCAUCGCUGGACUUUGACAGCUCCACUUCAGUACCUUAACUAAGGUUUAGGAUCUGUGACUAGAAGAUUGCGGAAGUCUCCUAUUGGCUCACCAAACCACACCUCAUCUGGCCUCAGUGGCUUCUAGCUGAGAGAAGCCUGCCCUUUCUGCUCAACACUCAGGUUCAACACAUUGCUUUGUACACAGUAUCAUAUACUGCUUUGAUAUUUAACACUGAACUUGAGACUCAAUUCAGUUUUCUUUGCUGUUUUUCAGUGCUGUUAAAUGCUAAAAGCUCAGUAACUGUCCCUUUGUGCCUGUUUCUGUUCCCUGUAUGCUAGCCCUACUGCUACAUGACACUUUCACAUGUUAAUACAAAAUAACCACUGACACUGUGUGUGUGUGCGUGCGUGCGUGCGUGCAUGCGCGCGAGACAGAGAGCUCUGUUGACAGCUGUUAAAAAUUACUUUCUUAACCAUUUAUCUGCUGUGAGACAUUAUCGAUCUCAUGAAAUCCAAGUAUGGCAAAUCAUCUUGUUUGUUGUAAAAUGAAAAUGAACAUUAACAGUGAAUUUACCAAAUAAAAACAGAGAAGCAGUGUUUGAUUACAAGAAGAGGUGUUUGAUUACAAAAUGUAUGAAUCAUCAUGUAUGCAUCGAUCUUUAUGAACUGUUGAAAUGCAGCAACCUGAAUUAAAUGAUAUACUGGUACUGUAGUACGUAGUUUUAACUGUUGCAUCACUGGAGUCUCCAUCAGUGUUUUCAGAUAUCUCAGAAAAUGUAAUACCUCAGGUGAAACUUGGAUUGUCACUUUUCAUCGUUAUUAGACCUGUGAUAACAUGUGUUUGUUUUACUUAAAUAAAAGGAUGGUGUAACACAGAAAAUAAGCAAAACUCAUUUGGAGAUAGCACCUGGAAUGAUUAACCUUGGGAAAACUCACAUUAUUGGCCAGUUGUUUGCAACAUGACAAUUUGGAACACGUUAGACAGGAACAAAAUAGAUAUACUCUGUGUUAUAAUCAUACACUAUGUGGCUAUACAUCUGUGUCAUCUUGAACUAGACCACUCUGUGAUCAGUCUCAUUAAUGUAAGGAACAAGAUCCCGCCAUGUCCACACUGACACGAUGUUUCACUUUUGAAAGAGGCCUGUUGAAAAUCAGACAAGCUACAAUGGCUGCAUAAAAUAUCAGGAAGGUUUCCCUUUGCCUAAAUUGAUGGUUUUCUUUUACCUGCUAAUGUUAUUUUGAAGUUGUCAUUAAUCCUAUUUGAACCCAGGGGUAGACUAUACAAUGCUGGGAAAAAGUCUUCACAGAUUUCCGCUGCUUUUGAUUUUCCUGUCUUACAUAAAUGAUUCAGAUAAUUAAACUGAUGUCGAACAUU